This is a messenger RNA of Amyelois transitella, 2373 nucleotides long. RefSeq names its product acetylcholinesterase. Lineage: Eukaryota; Metazoa; Arthropoda; Insecta; Lepidoptera; Pyralidae. The record is from RefSeq and is a predicted model, not a curated record. The transcript has 3 exons.
UUUUAUACUUCAUUUCAUUCAUUCGUCUGAAGACAUUUCUAAUGAGCGCACGUGUGUUUUAAAAAUGUUGUUAUUAAUAUUUUUAAGUGCCGUUUUAGCGGUAACCAGUGGUCAGAGGACGUUAAGUGUUAAUACCACAGAAGGUGUGGUAGUGGGAUAUGGAGAAGAAUACUUUGAAUUUUACGGUCUGAGGUAUGGUGGACCUGUGUCAGGAGUAAACAGGUUUAAGGCUCCAACACCAGCCACGGCCUAGCCGUCAGAGUUUCACGCAAUAGACAAAAACAUUCGGUGUCUUCAAGAAACUGCAUCAGGCCAUGUUGGGAGAGAAGACUGCCUGUACCUCAAUAUCUUUACCAAAAAUGCCACAUUUCCUAAGCCUGUAUUCGUAUGGCUCGAAGGCGAAGGAUACCUAUCAUCAGGAAUGACACCUUCCUUCAAACAACUAGUAACUAGAGACGUUGUAAUUGUAGCACUGAAUUACAGAGUAUCAAUAUUUGGCUUCUUAUGUCUAGGAGUACCAGAAGCGCCAGGAAACGCUGGCCUUAAAGAUAUCGUACUUGGACUGAAUUGGAUCAAAAAUAAUAUUGCUGCAUUCGGUGGAGACCCGAACAAUGUUGUUCUUUUAGGUCACGGAUCGGGCGCUGCAAUAGUAGAUUUAUUGACUUUGUCUCCAUUAACUAAUGGAUUGAUACAUAAAGCUAUUGUCCUUAGUGGAUCAGCAUUAGCGCCGUGGGCUGUAGCUUAUGACCCCAUUGGCUAUGCUCAAAUCGUCGGAGCUAAACUUGCAUAUAAUGGAAAAAGCCCAGUUGAACUCGCUCGAGCUCUAAUUAACACAGACAAUGACGUAUUGAUAUCUGCAUUAGAAGCCCAAUUUACCAACAACUCUGUGCUGUUUGCACCGUGCAUUGAAAACAAGCAUCUGAACGGUUCAUUCUUAACAGAUGCUCCAAUUAAUAUAUUACGCUCAGGCAACUACAGUCAAAUACCAUAUCUUAUUGGUUAUACGGAUCGAGAAGGUACCAUAAGGGCAGCUGAAGCAGAUAACUGGAAGAAAGCGAUGAUAGAAAAUUUCACACAAUUCCUUGGAGUUGAUUUAGCGUUCGACACUGAUGCUAUUAAAAGGAACGUUUCUGCAUCAAUCUUUAACUUUUACAAUGGUAAUAACACAGAAAUGGACAUCGAAGAUUACUUAGAUUACCACGGAGACACUUCCGUAUUAGUUCCUGUUAUAAGAGGUGUUUUAGAAAGAGCGUCCACUUCGACAUCUAGAGUAUUUCUCUUCGAGUUUGCGUACAGAGGAUCUACGAAUAAUGAUUGGACAUAUCCAGCAAUUCCUCUUAAUGGUGUGAAGCACGGUGGAAUCCUGGAUUAUCUGUUUGAAACAAAUUUGACCGAACAAGGAGUCCAGGCUAUGAGGACAUUCAUCAGGCGCUUGGUGGUGUUUGCUAAUGCUGCCGUACCGAAUUUUGCGGUGCCCAGAGACGACGUUACCCAAUGGCUUCCAUUUUCCCCAUCAUCACAGAACUACUUCUACUUCGGAGGUUCACCAGGCCACCCCAUGGUCGAAGAGUCGAAGACUAACCCCCACACCCAAAGGAUGACAUUCUGGAAUCAACUCUAUUCCAAAUAUUAUAAGGCACCAGUUCCAGUGUCUUCCGCAUCAAAAGCAGCAGGAAUAAGUCUGCUUGUGAUAAUGUGCCAAAUUUUAGCAUUUUAAAAAGUUAAGUUUUUUUAUCUGUGUUAAUUUGUAACAUUAAUUUGAUGGUAUUCUUCGCUUUUUAAUUUCAAAAUUUAAAAAACACGUUCUAUUUUUAUUUGUCAAAUACGUCAAAUAUGUACAAAACUUAACUAGUGAAUUAAUUUGUUUUUAAUUUUUAGAAGUACAAUAAUUAUUGUGUGCCAAUAAAAUCGCUAUCAGCCUGUUUUACUAUACUAUGAAAUUGACACUAGUUAUGUAAAUUAAGAUUAAGAUAAGUUUAAUAGUUUUACGUAAACUUGUUAACGAAUUAAAGUGUGUUAAAUGUAUAAGAUAGUAUUACCUACUUAAAUUCAUUGACAUUUUAUGAUAUUAAGAAUAAUAUAUUGUGAAAAAAUCAAUAGUUUUCUUUUGAAUGUUGAUUAAUUAAUUAUAUUCAUUGUCGUUGAUACAUGUAAGUAGUUCUACCAUUCUUUGUAAGUUGAGAUACCUACAUUAGGAACCUCAGGCCCCUUUUUAUUAUUAUUUCUUACUAUUUUCACAAAAAAUAUUCAAUUGCUUAUAGGUAGAGUUUAAAGAGGAUUAUAUGCAUACGUGCUACCCGUGCAAAGACGGGGCGAGUCGCUAGUUCUUAAAAAAAUGUAUGUUCUUUUAUUAUUAAAAACUGUCUUCAUUAA